CCUUCUUCAUCACACUAAGCAUCGCAGAAAAAAUCGAGACAAGAAACCAUGAUUCUGAAAACUCUAGGCUUCGUCGUCUUCUUCGCCUUGGCCGCCGUGGCUCUGGGUACGGCGGACCCGGAGCUCGAAACAUGCCGCCAUCAGUGCCGAGUCCAGAUGGCAUUCGACCGGCAACAGCGCGAAGCGUGCCUAGAUAAGUGCGAGAGGUACAUCCAGGAGAAAGAAGGGAGGCAGGAAGAACGCGGCGGCGGAAGCUCCGGCCGCCGCGAAGAGGAGGGACGCGGCGGCGAAGAUGAUAAUCCUUACGUGUUCCAGCCGCGCCAUUUCCGAACCGCACACAGGUCCCAACAAGGCAGAUUCUCGGUUCUCCCCAGGUUUACCGAACGGUCAAACCAGUUCGAGGGAAUUGAGAAUUUCCGUUUCGGCAUUCUCGAAGUCGAGUCCAAAACCUUCGUCGCCCCGAACCACCUGGAUGCUGACCUGAUCGGCUUGGUCGCGGAGGGUGAGGGAACUCUGGACAUAAUCCAGAAAAACAAGAAGAAAAGCUACGACAUCCGUGUCGGCUCUAUUGUGUUCAUACCCGCUGGAGCUACGAGCUAUCUGGUCAACACAGAUAACAACAACAAGCUCGUCAUAAUCAAACUCAUACAAACCAUUUCCACCCCAGGGCGUUUCGAGUUCUUCUUUGGCACUGGGCGGAAUUCGUUCUUGAGAGCCUUCAAGUCAAGCAUACUGGAAGCAGCUUAUGAUGAAAGCAAGGAGACAAUACAAAGAGUGUUGCGAGGACGGGACGACAGCCCUUUCAUCCAAGUAUCUGACGAGCAACUCAAGUCUCUGAGAAAAGAAUCAGAUACCAUUUGGCCCUUCAAGACGGAUAAGUCGUCGUCCUCCAAACCAGUGGAUAUCUUCAAGCACAAAAGCGUUUCUAACAACUAUGGCCAACUCUUCGAAGUUGACAACGAUGAUUUCAAGGAGCUCGGAGAUAUUGAGGUUGCUUUCGCCAACAUUACCCGAGGAGGGAUGUUAGGUCCACUCUUCAACACAAGAGCGACGAAGCUAGCCUUUGUGGUGGACGGCAAAGGGUGGGCGCAAAUGGCGUGCCCUCAGGUGUCUUCCCAGACAGAACGCAGCGAGGAAGGAGCCAUUCCAACGUACGAGACCGUGAACGCUCAACUGAGACCCGGCACGCUGUUCGUCAUCCCGCCCGGCAAUCCUUACGUGAGCAUCGCAUCACAGGACGACAACUUGCAGAUUGUCUGCUUCGACAUCAACGCCGACAACAACGAGAGGGUGGCGCUGGCCGGCAAGAACAACUUGUACAGCAACAUGGACGAUGUCGCCAAGGAGGUGUCGUUCGGGGUCAGCUCUAAACUGGUGGAUAAAGUGUUCGAGAACGACGACGAUCUUGAGCUGUUCUCCAAGGGGCCUGAGUGGCAGCAGUCUGAGGACCGUGCUGACCAGUAGGGGUCCGGUCGUCCAUGCCCACCGCGACAUCCUCGUACUACAUGCGAUCGUAUGAUGCUAUGCCAGCCAGUUUAUCUUAAUAAUUAAGGUGGAGACUAUAUAUGUAAGAAAUGUGUGUAAUGAAUGUGGUGGCGCAGAGCUGAGAUGUAGGUAAAUCGAGAUGCCCUAAACAUAACAGGAUCUAUAUAAUAAACCUCUACUGGGAUCCUUUUGCUUGCUUACAA
Molecule: messenger RNA, 1688 nt
Organism: Ipomoea nil (Japanese morning glory)
Lineage: Eukaryota; Viridiplantae; Streptophyta; Magnoliopsida; Solanales; Convolvulaceae
Product: globulin-1 S allele-like
Exons: 4
Coding region: 49-1464 (471 amino acids)
Source: RefSeq, a predicted model, not a curated record